AUUCGAUCAGUGGCAAUGGUUUCAGAACAAAGCUUCUUCACUUUGUUAAACAUUUCAGCUUCUUGAAGAGCUUGUAAAUUGUAAUACAUCUUCAUUUAACCUGUUACUUGUCACCCAAGCAAAUGACCCUAAAUUGUUAAGCUUACAUCGACGCUUCAAGGACUAGAAUUCAAAGCGGUCUAAAUUUAAAAAAUUACAUAUAAAACCCGUAUCUUUUAAAAAAUUUCCAACUUUUUUUCUCGCCAAGCAAACACGUACAACUUUUCCCAAAAAAUUGCAAGAAUGCCCAGCAAGGUUUUCCCUGAAAUAAUAGGAAAUCACUCGUGCCCAGCACUGAAUUGUGUAUAUACGCCUAUAUAUUGUGGGUGUAUAAAUAAAAAUUACUUCUUUUGGGUGAUGAAGAAUGAAUGCUCCGGCUUCAUUGGUCGAUAAGUGAUCAUCAAAUUUUUGGGGGAAAUAGAAAAUUAAAACGAGUGUCGGAGCAGAGUUUAGAGAGACAUGGAUAUGGCAGUUGAAGAAAAAGUCAAACUUAGAAAGACACAGAGAGUGAAACGCGGAACAAGAAAGAAAGAAGGAAAGAAAGAAAGAAGAAGAAGCUCAUUGGCAAACGCAAUUAUGCAUUUCGAAAAGCUUGAUGAUUCUCCUAUGUUCCGUCAACAGAUACAGUGCUUGGAAGAAAGUUCAGAGUCACUAAGGGGAAGAUGUCACAAGUUUUACAAAGGAUGUCGCAAGUAUACAGAAGGCCUUGAAGACGGUUAUGAUGGCGACAUUGCUUUUGCAAGUGCGCUUGAAACUUUUGGAGGAGAGACUAAUGACCCUGAUUUUAUGGCUUUAGGAGGCCCAGUUUUGAGCAGAUUCGCAAGUGCCUUGAAAGAGAUUGGAGUUUACAAGGAAGUUCUUCAAUCCCAGGUAGAGCAUGUGCUAAAUGACAGGCUCCUACAGUUCGUGAAUGUUUACCUCCAUGAUGUAAAGGAAGCCCGAAAGCGCUUUGAGAAGGCUUCAGUUACACAUGAUCAGGCACGUGAGAAGUUUCUUUCAGUGAAGAAGAGCACCAAGACCGACGUUGCUGCUGUUAUUGAGCAGGAACUGAAUAAUGCAAGGUCUUCAUUUGAUGAAGCUCGUUUUAAUCUGGUUGGUGCUCUCUCUGACAUUGAGGCCAAGAAGAGAUUCGAAUUUUUGGAGGCUGUCAGUGGAAUGAUGGACGCUCAUCUUCGUUACUUCAAACAGGGCUAUGAGCUAUUACAUGAAAUGGAGCCUUACAUUAAUCAGAUUUUGACUUAUGCUCAACAGUCGAGAGAAAUUUCCAACCAUGAGCAGGUAUCUCUCAUUGAAAGGAUGCUAGAGAACAAAAAGCAGUUUGAUCUUGAAACUAGAGAAUCAUUAAAUGGCUCUCAUAAUUCUACAAAUGGAGACAGUAUGCAGCCUUUUGCUUGGCGAUCACACAAAGAGAUAGAGGCAGUGAUGCAAUCUGCUGCAAAGGGAAAGGUACAAACAAUUCGACAAGGAUAUCUUUCAAAACGGUCCUCCAAUUUGAGGGGUGAUUGGAAAAGAAGAUUUUUUGUUCUUGAUAGUAGAGGGAUGUUGUUCUACUAUCGAAAACAAUGGGGCUGGCCAUCUGGAAGUCAGUCUACACCACAGAGAAAAGGCUCCUUCGAAAAUGGUCAUGGGCUUUUGAGUAGGUUGCUUUCAUCUCACCAUCACGGUGGUGUGCAUGAUGAAAGAUCUGCCCAUCACACAGUAAACCUGCUGACAUCAACAAUAAAGAUUGAUGCAGAUCAAACAGAUUUAAGGUUCUGCUUCAGGAUUAUUUCACCCUCCAAAACCUACACGCUCCAGGCAGAAAAUGCCAUUGACCGGAUGGAUUGGGUAGAAAAAAUAACUGGAGUAAUUGCUUCAUUGUUGAGCUUCCAAGGAGGACCUGAGAGGAAUCUCUCUGAAAGCCCCACAGGAAGUGAUGAAUUUUACUCUGCUAGUGAUAGUAGUUCAUUCAGAAGUUCUCCUGACGUUGAUCACAAAGCUGCUGAAGAUCAUUCUUCAAAGAUGUAUAACACAAGCAAUCACUCAGGUGUCUCUAGAAUUUUCCAAUCAUACAAGGAUGGUUGGAAAAAUGAGAAGCCACUUGACAUACUAAAAAGAGUCAGUGGGAAUGAAAACUGUGCUGAUUGUGGUGCACCUGAACCAGAUUGGGCAUCCUUAAACCUCGGAAUUCUUAUUUGCAUUGAAUGCUCCGGUGUUCAUCGCAACCUUGGUGUUCAUAUAUCAAAAGUUAGAUCACUAACUCUUGAUGUGAAAGCCUGGCACAAUGCUGUCUUAACUUUAUUUGAAUCACUCGGCAAUAUAUAUACGAAUUCAAUUUGGGAGGAGCUGUUGUAUUCGAAAAGUAGAUAUCAGGCUGAUGGCAUACUUUCUGGCCCCUCCAAAUCUGAUAGAAACAAGCCAUUUUUCAUGAGAAAGCCAUGUCAUGACGAUCCCAUUUCGUCAAAGGAGAGAUUCAUUCAUGCUAAGUACUCAGAAAAAGCUUUUGUUCGCCAAGCCAAAGAUAAUAAAAAUAAUUAUCCAGCGGAGCAACAGGUGUGGAAAGGUGUCUGUGUUAAUGACAAGAAAGCUGUUUACCGAUAUAUUGUUUGCAGUGACGUAGAUGUGAAUAAUACAACCGGUGGACAAGCACUAAAAUAUAAUUCUUGGGAAAAGUCUUCCACAACUAAUUUGAAUCCAUUGGAUAAAAAUGAAAAACUUAUAGAGGACAUCCCCGAAGGCUGUUCUUUACUUCACCUGGCCUGCAUAACUGCUGACAUUGGCAUGGUAGAACUACUCUUACAAUACGGUGCAAACAUAAACGUAACUGAUACAAGAGGUCAGACCCCACUUCAUUAUUGCAUUAUCAGGAGAAAAUCUGCAAUUGCGAAAUUUCUUAUUACAAGGGGAGCUAAUAGGAAAGUCAUUGACAGAGAAGGUAAUACUCCUCUUAAGCUCUUCAAAAAAUCAAACUUCAAUGACAACGAGCUACUUGCUCUUUUAGCAGAAAUAGACAGAUGACAACGUGAUGAUGAAAGGUAAAUAAAAAAGAAUGUAUUCAAAGAUGGGAUGAUAACAUGUAAAUAUAACACCAUUCAUGAAAACUGGUUUACCAGCUUCUUCAACCUUAGCAGUAGGAGACUUGGAGAGUUCGCUUGCUCGGUCAUGAGCUUCUUUAGGUCCGCGCAAGUUUACACCAUUUUAGUCCUUUGGACUAUGGGGAGGGAUACUAGUAGGCAUUGUUGUUAGGCCUGUACGAUAAUAGGUGAUGUGUAUUCAUCAAUGUACUUUUUCCCUCUUGAAAGAUAAUUCCUCAUUCUAUGUUAAGGAGCUUUAGUAAGUCUGGCAAAGAUACUUCUCAAGUGUGCAUAUUCACCAAUAUAAGAAAAAAAAAAUUCCCUUCAAUUAUUGGCAACUCAGAGGCUUGAAUUUUGACUUGAAAAAAAUACAAGGGCAUCAGGCUGAAAUGCUACAGUGUAUUGGUUUUGCUUCUUUCAUCUUAAUUUUUUCCCCUUUUCUUCUCCAAUAAAACCACAUUAUAUGAGUUGGUUUCUGUGAAGAAGAAGAAAAAUGGCUAUGAUCAUGUUCAAGUUGUUUGUAACAUCUCCAUCUCCAUAUAUAGUAUACUGAGAUGAUAUAUUCCUUCGUAGAUUUUGCUUUCAGCUCCUAACAAGUAUUUUUCUUAUUUUCUGGGACUAAAGAAGCAACUUCAGAAAGAAGUUUAUAGCCACACAUAACUAGAUUGUGCAUGAACAUUAUCAAUUGGAGACUGCUCAACCUGACUGACCA
Humulus lupulus (European hop) is the source of this 3804-nucleotide messenger RNA. RefSeq names its product ADP-ribosylation factor GTPase-activating protein AGD1-like. Lineage: Eukaryota; Viridiplantae; Streptophyta; Magnoliopsida; Rosales; Cannabaceae. The coding region runs from base 499 to 3036 and encodes 845 amino acids. Gene Ontology annotation, molecular function: GTPase activator activity; protein binding. Gene Ontology annotation, cellular component: cytoplasm. The transcript is spliced from 21 exons. The record is from RefSeq and is a predicted model, not a curated record.